AUGUCCUCUAGCGAAGUGAUAGAACGCGCAUUCGCCGCUAAUACUAACCUCAAGAAACGCAUCUUUGAUGCCAUUGACAUAGCUCAGUACCAUCUCUCCUCGGAUGCGUCGAAUGGGACGUCGACACCGAGCCACGAGGAACCUGCAUCCAAAAAGCGCAAACUGAACGGCUCAUUUCCCCCAACCACGAACGUUGGUGGACAGCACAAUAAUCAGCCACGUGAGGUGGUGCUUGAGGCCCGCGAUGUUUCUUUCUCACUACCCCAGCGCAAGAAAUACCAUCUUGGAGUGGCACAAUACGGCUCGGAUAUAGACGCCCCUACAACCACCUUCUCAAUCUUCAUACGUAGCCCCGCGACGAAUGAGGUCGAGCUGGAAAUCCCGUUGUCACAUUUCGCCUAUGCUUUAAGGUUGCCCGUCCCGGAAAAGACGACCAAACAAUAUAAUUUCUGUCUGCUCCCAACUACAGCCCCUGUCUCCUCAGCUCAACCAUCUGCGGAGCCAAUGAUCUGGACGGUCUUGCAUGGGCCGGUGAAGACUCUCACCAUACACUCCACCGCGCUUUCUGCCAUUGCUUCACAACGGGCUGGCUCUGACGACCAAAUCUUUGAGGAAGCCUUGUCCUUCGUCUUAUCGCGACACAGUGUGGAACUCACACAGCCUUCAACUGAUGAGUUCGCGUCCGCCACACCGGAGUCGCACCGCAAAAAAGAGACAGCAUACCACGUGCGCGCCUUCCGCGGCAGCAAAGAUGGCUUCCUGUUCUUCCUUCAUAACGGCAUAUUCUUUGGCUUCAAGAAGCCUCUCAGUUUCUUUGCGUUCGAAAAUAUUGAAAGUGUAAGCUACACGAGUGUUCUCCAGAGGACAUUUAAUCUCAACAUUGCCUAUCGGGAGGGUGGUUCCGCGGCCGAGGAACUGCCUGACAUCCAGGAAAUCGAAUUUUCCAUGCUUGACCAGGCGGAUUUCCCGGGCAUCGAUGCUUAUAUAAAGAAGCACGGCCUGCAGGAUGCAAGCCUGGCGGAAUCUCGGCGAGCCACGAAGGUGAACACAGCCUCGAACGGGAAAGCUGCAGUGGCACAGGCAGAGAAUGGGGACGGUGAUGAUGAGGACGGAAGAACGGAGCUUGAGAAGGCUCAGCAGCUACUCGAUGAUGAGGAAGACGAGGAAGAGGAAGACUAUGACCCCAGUAGCGAUGAGGAUAGUGGGGGGAGCGGCGACGACAGUAGUGAUCAAGACGAAAAUGAUGAACAAUACGAGAAAGAGCGGAAACGCGCCACUAAAGGUAGAGAUCUUAUCGCUGAGGAGCUGGGCUCCGAAGCCGAGGAUGUUAGUGUCACUGAAGACGAGGAGGACGAAGGUGAAGGGGAAGGGGAAGGGCGGGAGCAGGAGCAGCAGCAGCAGCAGCAGGAGGAGGAGGAGGAGGAGGAGGAGGAGGAGGACGAGGAGGAAUAUUGGGAAGAAGAACCUGAGCAAGAGGAUGUUAAACCUGUCGUCACGUCAGGCUUCGCCUCGGUUGCAAUGACAAGUCCGCCGCCACAGCAACGACAGGGAAGAUGGGCCCAUCAAGAACGGUUUGUACAGCCUGACCCUGACGACGAAGACCAACUGUAA
Exophiala aquamarina CBS 119918 is the source of this 1611-nucleotide messenger RNA. RefSeq lists its product as uncharacterized. Lineage: Eukaryota; Fungi; Ascomycota; Eurotiomycetes; Chaetothyriales; Herpotrichiellaceae. The record is from RefSeq and is a predicted model, not a curated record. Gene Ontology annotation, molecular function: nucleosome binding; histone binding. The transcript is spliced from 2 exons. Bases 1 to 1611 code for a protein of 536 amino acids.